UAUUGACUGAGCCAGCCAGGCAAAGAGGAAGAUGGUUAUGAUGUCUCUUUCAUAGUUUUCUUUCUCUUAUUCCCAAAUCCCACAUAGGUUGGAACUUUCCGGGCCACCUUCAUCCUGACAGCUCUCCCACUUCCUCUCCCAGUGGUUCUAUCAUUUUCUUUCCUGGCCAGAGAUGCCUCUUCUGACAUUUUCUGGUUGAGCUGUUUCACCUCCACCCCUUCUCCCUCAACGGGAUAGGGAAGUAAGUCCUGGAUUCAGAACUCCGCCCUGCCUUGCACUACCUCAUUCUCUCUUCACAGGCUGGUUCACAGCGGUCACUGCAGAUGCACCUUGAAGACAUAAGGUGCCAGACCCAAGUCAUGAUCCUGCGAGUCAUCUCCCUGGCUGCCCUUCUGAGUCCCCAUGGAACUGGGGCCAUCAGGGUGGGCCACGUGUCAACGUAUGUCCAGUUUGUCCAGACACACAGACCCUCUGGAGAGUACAUGUUUGAGUUUGAUGAGGAUGAGUUCUAUGUGGAUCUGGAUAAGAAGGAGACCAUCUGGCAUCUGCCAGAGUUUAUUCAUGUCUUCAACUUUGAUGCUUGGAGGGGUAUUGCUGACAUUGUCACGGCAAAGAAGAACCUGAACACUCUGAUCCAACGGUCCAACCACACCAGGGCCACAAAUGAGCCACCUGAGGUGGCCGUGUUUCCCAAGGAGCCUGUGGAGCUUGGACAGCCCAACACCCUCAUCUGCCAUGUGGACAAGUUCUUCCCACCUGUGCUCAAUGUCACAUGGCUGUGCAAUGGGCAGACGGUCACCAAAGGUGUGGCUGAGAGCAUCCUCCUGCCUAGCACAGAAUUCAGGUUCCACAAGUUCCACUACCUGACCUUCAUUCCCACGGCUGAAGAUGUCUAUGACUGCAAGGUGGAGCACUGGGGCCUGGACCAGCCGCUCCUUCAGCACUGGGAGGCCCAGGAGCCUAUGGAGGUGCCUGAGACAAUGGAGACUGUGGUCUGUGCCCUGGGCCUGGUGGUGGGCGUGGCAGGCAUCAUCACUGGCACCAUCAUCCUGAAGACCAGGAGGCCCGACAACAUCCCUGGGUGCAGGGGCCCCUGUGAGUUAUCCCAGAGCUGGGGGUACUAGGGACACAGUGCAAAAGAGGAGGCAACAUGGUAUGGGUAGUGGGCGGGAAGGAGAAACACUUCAACAGGGGUUCUUUGAGAACUUCGCAUUUCAGAAUCACUGACCUAGAUUAAAAUAAUACAAUGAUAAAGAACAUUAGUUGAGUUGCUUACUAUUUACUAAGCUCUAUUCUAUAGGCUUCUUAUGUAUUCAUUUAUGUUUGGAGGUUGAUACCAUUAUUUCCCCAUCAUACAGAGCGGGAAGCAGACAUGAGGAGGGUGAAGGAAUCUGUCCAAGGUCACACAGCUUGAAAGGUACAGAGUCUGCAUUUGGACUCGGGCAUUGGGGUUCCAGAGCUCCGUCUUCUGCAAUAUGUAGAUUAUAUCAUCUACGGCCAUUUUCUCUCUCCCUUACAAUCUUCAUAGCCUUGAUUUUCUUUUGUUGUCGUAGUGAUGUCUAGAACCUUCAAUACUAUGUUAAACAUUUGUAGUAAUAAA
Molecule: messenger RNA, 1600 nt
Organism: Panthera uncia (snow leopard)
Lineage: Eukaryota; Metazoa; Chordata; Mammalia; Carnivora; Felidae
Product: HLA class II histocompatibility antigen, DP alpha 1 chain
Exons: 4
Coding region: 324-1124 (266 amino acids)
Biological process (GO): peptide antigen assembly with MHC class II protein complex; positive regulation of T cell activation; immune response
Cellular component (GO): membrane; MHC class II protein complex
Molecular function (GO): MHC class II protein complex binding
Source: RefSeq, a predicted model, not a curated record